AUGGUGGGCUCACAAUGGAGUAAUGCGGUCAACGUGAUCCUGAGUGUCCCUUUCUCGUCGAGCAUGGAGAGCUUGAACGUUGGGACGCCGCACCUCGAAGUUGGAGAAGAAAGCACUCUCCUCUCCCUCACCGACGACCUGCUGGGAAACAUCCUUUCCCGACUGCCGCACUCAUCCAUCGAGUCGGCUGCCUGCUGCUGUCACCGUUUGCUCAGCAUUGUGAGAGAUGAUGAGCGGACUUGGCUGCCGGCGUGCGUGAACCGGUGGGGGGGCAGGACCAAUGUGCGCAGCUGGGGGGGGGGACGAGUCGCUUACCGGGCGCUCUUUCAUGUCCUUCGGCAGUGCGACAAGCUGGCCGGCUUCUGGCGCGCCGUCAGCGACUCCGACUUUAAGCACGGCUCCUCGCUCGUUUCCUUCGAAUGGCUUCCGACGCAUCUUGAGGCGCUCCGCAUCGUGCCCGCUUGCCAGAACAGCUACCAAGUGAGAAAGAUUCCGUUUCUGCGGGUGGGGGUUUCGCCUUUGGGGGAGUUCUUAUGUCGGGAAAGCGGCGAUGAGGACUGGGACGAUCUGGCUAGAUCCAUCGACUUUGGAAGUGGUGAAAAUCGGCCUGGUGUAAUCGGGCCCAUGUCCAACGGGCCCGGUGUGAAAAGGAGCGCCGUCAAUGCAGGCAGCCUGAAUGGAACGAGCGAAUUCGGAGCCAAUAUGAAUAGAGGUAGCGAGAACGGGGAAGGUGUGUAUAGGGGCAGUGUGAGUGCGGCCCCAGAGAUCAACAGCGAAGCAGCCCAGAUGACGAGCCGGCUGUCCGAGUCUUCGCUGUCGGAUUUGGACGACGUGGGGCCGUCCGAAAGUCCGAUGCGCACACCAAGCCCGGGGGGGCACAGGGCGCCGAGCCCAGGCCCCAAGACUGCCCAGGAGAGCUCGCUGCAACUAUCGUUCGUAGCCCCAGACCAUAUCGUUCUGGAAGAACGUCGCCCCCAACCCAAACCCUGGUCCUUCGAAGCGGAAGCGGCCGCGAGCGCUUCCCUGGGGAUCGGCCACUCCUGGCGCCGCCGCUCGUCUUCGCCCACCGGCGCGCAGACCCCCCCCUUGCCGGCCUGCGGAAGCAGCCCCCCCGGAACGUUUAACUAUGAGAUUUACCAGUUCCUGUCCAGUCGGGUGGCCAGCCCGGGUGGCUUACGUCAGCGCGCCCGCCGAAAGGAGCGCGAGCGCUCGGAGCGCCAGGGCCGCGUUCCGGCGCAGGCGGAGCAUUUCGUGCGGAUUCCGGAGGCCACGCCGACGGCGGAACGGCCGUUACAGGGCCUCUGGAAGGCCAUUGGAGCGCUCGGCGGCCUCGACAUCGUCCACGUGUCGUACAGCGCGCAAGAGAUGGUCAAGUGCCGCCAGCUGUGCGAUGUGAACACGGCCCACGUGGCCCCCAGUCCAAAAGGCGUCCAGUGGUGGGCUGUCCCGAUAGAAUUGACGCGCGCCGAGCAGCGGGAUUACGAGAGUCGGGGUCACAUUGACCCCGCGUCAAACGCGGAGCUCAUAGCAAACGGCAUGGAUUAUCGUAUAAGUGAUGGUCAGGUGGGUAUACACCCAGAGGCGAUCGCGGUGCUGAGCUUUGUAGGGUCCGACUUUAGGGAGCGGCGAGGGUUGGCGCAACGGGGGCGGAUGUGGGAGUAUGCGGCUGGGGAGUUUGGGUGGGGGCUGAUGAGCGGCGGCGAGAAUUGGAUAAUGGACUAUAAGCGCCUGGUAGAGGGGCGGACAGUGCUGGAUUCUAUUCAGGAAAUACAUUGACACGUCCAAGCGCACACAUCAUCAAGUGCCGCCUCCAUGCAAAGUGAAGGUUGGGCAAGCAACUCUUAGGUGCAUUGAUGCGCAUCAUUGUGGCAGUCACUUGGCAAGGUGUCCGAGUCAGGC
Klebsormidium nitens is the source of this 1899-nucleotide messenger RNA. The record is from the annotation of a GenBank genome assembly. NCBI's taxonomy places the organism in Eukaryota, Viridiplantae, Streptophyta, Klebsormidiophyceae, Klebsormidiales, Klebsormidiaceae.